AUGAAAUUCUUCGGCUCGACUGUUUCUUCGCUGUUCGUCAACAUCAACGGGGACCUGACGUUGGACCAAGAGUACGGCGCAUAUACUUCACUGCCAUUUCCGAUACAAGUUGGCGGCAUCAAGAUCUUUGCUGCUUUUUGGGCGGACGUGGACACCAAUUCCGAUCCGAUAGCCGACUCGGAUCCGGCCACCAGCUACGUCUGCUACCGCAGCACGGCUGACGCCGCUGACGUCAGCAAGUUCCAAGGAGACAUUGCAAUCGCGUUUCCGUCGGUCACCUUCAAUCCCGCCGCGGUUUUCAUCGCCUUUUGGCACAACGUGGGCUACUACCCUGCACAGUACAACAAGCGCAACACGUUUCAGGCGGUGAUUGGUUACACCGCCGGCAACACGUUCGUGUGUUACUACUACACGGAACUCACCUGGACCACAGGGCAGGCAAGCGGCGGCACCGAUGGCCUGGGGGGAUACCCCGCGCAGGUCGGCUUUGAUGCCGGGGAUGGGGUCAAUUACUUCUCUCAGCCAGGUAGCCAGACGGCUGCCGUCCUCAACUUCGUAAGGGAGAGCAACAUGGGCGUGCCUGGCAAGUUUUGCUACCAGGUUGCGGUGGCCAUCCAAAACCCGACCGGGGUUUACGCCGGCGGACCGUACUCGGUGCAGAGCGGAUCGUCCAUCACCCUAACUGGGGAGGCGUCCAACGACGGUUCCCUCUGCGGGCCUCUGACGUUUUCCUGGGACACGAAUGCCAAUCCGCCGGCGUUCAACGUCGACCUGACGGGGCCCUCGCCGACGUUUGUGGCGAAUGUUCCGGCUUCCUUCCGAUACGUUGUGCUGCGGGUGACCGACAACUGCGGCGCGACGUCCGUGGACACUUACAUCAACGUCACGGGUGAGAGCGGGCUUGGGUGA
Messenger RNA from Klebsormidium nitens, 909 nucleotides. Lineage: Eukaryota; Viridiplantae; Streptophyta; Klebsormidiophyceae; Klebsormidiales; Klebsormidiaceae. The record is from the annotation of a GenBank genome assembly.